Messenger RNA from Annulohypoxylon maeteangense, 2855 nucleotides. RefSeq lists its product as uncharacterized. Lineage: Eukaryota; Fungi; Ascomycota; Sordariomycetes; Xylariales; Hypoxylaceae. The record is from RefSeq and is a predicted model, not a curated record. The transcript is spliced from 3 exons. Bases 602 to 2428 code for a protein of 608 amino acids.
UUGCAUUAAAAAUAAUUAUUAAUUUCUUAGGGGGUCCUCGGCCCUCUACCAAACCGUUACAACGUACCUGGGCAGUCUACAAGUCCACGCUAGCAUAACAAGCCUCGUCUCGUCUCGUCAGCAACAUUGAAUGCUACACUUUACACCCAUACUACUACUACCCGCUACUCACCCAUUAAUCCAUUCACACUCACUUCUCUUCUAAAUUCCUAACUCGCCACCCCUUCCAUCCGGUUGGCUCUAUCAUAUUUUGCAAUUACUUUUGCGACGGGCCAAUUGAGUGUGCGAUUUCGGUAAAAAGCCUUGAAAACCGUUGUCGGGAAGACCCGAGUCUUCCUCUCUUUUUCUAUUUCUUGUCAAUGGGGUUUAGCUGUUUGGCUUUCUGCUUCUACUAAAAUACAAAACGUACAAGGAAGACAGUGUCUUUCUCUUACUUAGCCAUCCGCUUUCUUGCAGUAUGCUGCCUUAAUCCUUAAUGUACCAAGUCGAUUUCACACCCGACCUGUCGCUUGCUGUGCGCGAUCGUACAGACCAAGCUGCGGCAGAAUCCCGACGUAUCGCGCAACCUGCGCCGUAGCGACGACAAACGGCGCAAUCCAAUAUGGAGGGUACUCUACUGGUUCCCCCAGAUAGGGGUACUAUAAUUGGUAGAGCCGUAUGGAAGCCUCGAUAUCUCGUCAUCGGCCCACAAAGGGAUGCUUUCCCGUCGAAUACCGGCUUCUCUCAGGUCGCCGCUCGUAUCAAGGACGCUGGCAGCCGGUCAUCGAAGGCACCGCUGCCUCAAAGGCCGCAAUCGGAUGCCAUCUAUUUGUCGAUAUAUAAAGCUCGGGAUGACUGGGAACCAGUCCAACAACACUCGAUUGCGUCUAUCACUGAAUCACAGGUCCAGAUGAUUGCCCACCGCAAGCAAGGACCAGUACUCCCGACUCUUGCUAUCCAGAUAUCGCCGGAUCCUGCCACUGACAAGUUGCGAAAACGCCGUUCAAGCCGAACUGCAGGUCUAACUACUACUAAGGAUUCAGGUCCGACGACAUUGUGGUUUCGCCUCGGCGAUGAUCGUACGUAUACGCUAGAGGAUUGGUCCCGUUACAUACAAUCGAUAAUUCAGCCCGAGAUUCCUGGUCGACAUCCCAUAAGUCCAAUUAGCCCGACAUCGCCGACCUUCAUCAACCCAUUUGCACCCUCCGUGGCCCGGGAUUAUGCAGCUACAUCGAGUGGUAGCUCCUCGAAAACACGGAGAAGGAUGACUACUAAGUCGUCUCACCACACGUAUGGAUCCAGUCGGGAAGCUAACGUCCCUUACACAUUCGCUGAGUCGGCUAGCAUACGUUCCGGCCGUAGCGACAUGUCGUCUUCCCACGCUAGCUCGAUGGCUCCUGUUGCCACGACAUACGCGACGCAGCAUUAUACAACAGUCCACCCUUCCGAUCUUCCGUCACCUGCCACAACAGUUGGGGAAUAUCAUGAUCAAUUCAUCGAAGGAUGGACAUCUGCACAAGGACGGUCGUCUACUUUGAGUUCCCCUAUUAGGGCCAGAGAGAGUAUUGGUUCUUCGCCCGGCCAGUUUCUACCCAGUCUCCACUCUGGCUCCCCUCCGGCACCUCGAGAGACCAUCUUGGAUAGGGCCUUCCAGCUGCGGUGUAUUCCAGGCUCAGACCGCGAGGUUCCAGGGGAGGAAAAGCUCAGUUCCAUUGCUAGAUUCGAAGCAUUGAUGCGCCAGGCGGAGGAACGCCAGAGGGCCUUCGAGAAGGAAAGGCCAACGAUAGUGGGAAAGGAACCACUUAAGAGUACUUGGGAAGAAGAUGAAAGUGAAGAUGAGGGUGGUGCCGGUGAGGACGAAGAGGAUAGUGACGAGGAUGUGUUUGAACAGGACCUAGGCAAUGAUGAGAUUGGACCGUCUGCGCAGAGGGCGCUCCACUUUAUUGCUAACCGUCAUAGCGGGAGGUCGCAAUUGUCGCAGUCGAGUACCAGAACGGUAUCGAAUAUUCAGGAAUCGACACCAGUCAUCCUCCGACCACAUACCGCACAUUCAAGGUUGCGACCGGCGGCUCAACGAACAAGCAGUCAACCACAGAUCCCUGCAGCCGCGCUCGAGAUGUCAGCUAUCCCUAGUAGGGUGCAAGAAGAAGGUGUGACCCGACGAAACCACGAGAAACGUCACUCGACAUCUGAUGUGAAAAGACUGAGCUUCAAUGAGUUCACUAAGCGAUUGAGCGGUACUAGCAGUUUGUUGCUCGUGCAGACAAAUACCAGCGCUAACAGCAGUCGAGGAAGUAGCGAAAUAGACGGUGCUCAACAGUCAACGCCACCAAGAGUCGGCGCAUUGAGCCCUAGAGGGGGAGCGUUAUCACCGACCGAACGAGAAGAGCGCUGCCGGUGGCGGGGCAGCGUCGGCGUAUUCGGCUCCAACGAAGGCGGAUUCCUAUAAAACAGGCACUCGCGUUAUUGCGCAUUCGAUUCUUAGGCCACCGAUGUGAUCACCAGAACCUUGGCCGGGGAGUUUGGUCUCCCUCUGUAUUUUGAUACCACAAUGUUUUGCUUGUUACGACCCGUCACGACCAUCGCGCACGUGGCCAAAUCCACGGCGCCACGAUUCCCGACUUAUGGGACAUGAUAUAAUCCCAUGCAUAUUGAAGAAGUGUUCAGUUGAAUUUAUGGAAUACAGCACGAGACGAAAUAUUUUCAUUGAGAGAAUUGUUGAACGAGGAAACUGUCACGAUGUCUGAGCUGCGAGACUCAUAAUCUUCUGUCUGAUAUCCAUCUUAUUUUAGAAAAUUUUUUGUUUGUUUCGCAAUAUUAGUGAUACCCUUGGGCAUCAUGAAAGAAUAUACACCAGCCAUUUAUAUAUGUGCAAA